This is a messenger RNA of Ochotona princeps (American pika), 916 nucleotides long. RefSeq names its product ribosomal protein L10 like (gene RPL10L). The transcript has a single exon. Gene Ontology annotation, biological process: translation; ribosomal large subunit assembly. The record is from RefSeq and is a predicted model, not a curated record. Gene Ontology annotation, cellular component: ribosome; cytosolic large ribosomal subunit. Bases 70 to 714 code for a protein of 214 amino acids. Gene Ontology annotation, molecular function: structural constituent of ribosome. Lineage: Eukaryota; Metazoa; Chordata; Mammalia; Lagomorpha; Ochotonidae.
AGCUUGGGCAGGCUGCCCAACGGUGCAGGGCAUCGUGGUCAACGUCCAGCGUUGACUCCUGUCUCUGCCAUGGGCCGCCGCCCUGCUCGCUGUUACAGGUAUUGUAAGAACAAGCCGUAUCCCAAAUCUCGUUUCUGCAGAGGUGUUCCCGAUUCCAAGAUCCGCAUCUUUGACCUGGGUCGGAAGAAGGCCAAAGUGGAUGAGUUCCCACUGUGCGGCCACAUGGUGUCGGAUGAGUACGAGCAGCUGUCCUCAGAAGCCUUGGAGGCGGCCCGCAUCUGUGCCAACAAGUACAUGGUGAAAAGUUGCGGCAAAGACGGCUUCCACAUCCGAGUGCGGCUGCACCCUUUCCACGUCAUCCGCAUCAACAAGAUGUUGUCCUGUGCCGGUGCUGACCGCCUGCAGACGGGGAUGCGAGGCGCCUUUGGGAAGCCCCAGGGUACAGUGGCGAGGGUCCACAUCGGCCAGGUCAUCAUGUCCAUUCGCACCAAGCUGCAGAACAAGGAGCAUGUGAUUGAAGCCCUACGCAGGGCCAAGUUCAAGUUCCCUGGUCGCCAGAAGAUCCACAUCUCCAAAAAAUGGGGCUUUACUAAGUUCAAUGCCGACGAAUUCGAAGACAAGGUGGCCGCCAAGCGUCUCAUUCCGGAUGGUUGUGGGGUCAAGUAUGUCCCCAGUCACGGCCCUUUGGACAAGUGGCGAGCUCUGUACGCCUGAGCUUGUCCGGGACACUGCAUCCUGGGACCAUGCCAGUCCAAUGGUGGUCUGCGAUAGACCGUGUUCACCGACAGAAACUAUAAUCUUUUAAAGCAUUUAAGAUUUUAAAUCUAAAUUUCAGCAUGUAGACUGCUAGGGAAAUGUUUAUGUUAACAAAGAAACAGGAAACGAUAGUGUCUUUGCUUAAUUAAGACACAGUUCA